AAAUUGAGUCAUCAAUUAAUCACUACUGUCUGCGAAAGAGUAACGUAAGGCUACCUUCAUUAGGAUCUAUCUAGAGGAAGAGGAAGAGGAAACAUUAACAUGAAGAGAAGAAGUUCAAAUCGCAAUCGCAAGUAUUCGAAUGAUUACUUGUUCUACGAAAUAUUGGUAAAAAUCUUUACCACUCUAAAUGUUAUGGACCGUUCUCUAGUUGGCAUGGUUUGUAAAUCAUGGAACUUAGCUAGCCGUGACCCUUCACUUUGGAAGAAACUUGAUCUAACUACGUUAUGCACUAGGUGCUUUUAUGUACGUUUGAUACCAAUUAAUGUUUGGAUCGAUGAAUAUCCAAGCAAUAAAAUGACUCAAUUCUUGAAGUAUGCUUCAAGUUUGGGUGGUGGAAACGUAAGUACCAUAAUACUUAAUUAUUAUGUCUACUUGAGAGAUGAACAUUUAAUCUCCCUAGCUGAAAGGACUCCAAAUGUGAAGAGGUUAGUGCUACCGGUAUCAGGCAACAUAACAAAAAAUGGAAUAGAAAGUGCAAUGAGAUCAUGGAGAGGCCUUGAGUCUAUCACAAUUACCUCAAUAGUAAAUGAUAUUGCUAUAGAUAUUUUUGUUGCAAUUGGAAAAUAUUCUUUGAACAUCCUUAGGUUAAAGUUCACAUGCUACUUUGAUCUAGAUCAAGCUGAAGCCUUAGUGAAAUACACACCAAAUCUAAAGGAAUUGAGUAUUCGGAACAUUCUAGUAAACAUGAGAGGUUUAUGUCUUGUACUUAAUAGCUUGAAACAUUUGGAGGUGGUAAAUAUAUGCCAUAGUUUGAUUAUGGAUAAUUUAGAAGGUGGAUUUGAAAUAUAUGAUCCUAUUGAUCAUAUACUAAAAUAUGUGGAUGUCUCUUGUUUGAAAAAGCUUAUCAUUUGUGAAAAGAAUUCAUGCCUUAGAUGCAAGAAUGGAAGGAAGAAGAAUGUUUAUGAUUAUCGAACAAGUCUUCCAUAUAGACACUUGGAGGAUAUUUGGCGUGAAGAUGAGAUAAGCUCUCUUGCACAUUAAUUUCUCCUAUUCAAAUUUGUUGGGACAUUAAAUAAGUUUUACUUUAUUUUGUUGGGAUAAAUUUCAUUUCAUUUUGUUCCUUUCGAAUACCAUGUUUAAUUUUAUUCAAAUAAUAUCGAUAUAUUUGUGCUUUGCAUGUCUAGUAUAUAUGGCUGUUGAGAAAUACAUGUUUUUCAAGGUAUAUUUU
Cicer arietinum (chickpea) is the source of this 1228-nucleotide messenger RNA. Its product is annotated as F-box/LRR-repeat protein At3g48880-like. NCBI's taxonomy places the organism in Eukaryota, Viridiplantae, Streptophyta, Magnoliopsida, Fabales, Fabaceae. The record is from RefSeq and is a predicted model, not a curated record. Gene Ontology annotation, molecular function: protein binding.